This is a messenger RNA of Drosophila teissieri, 670 nucleotides long. RefSeq lists its product as uncharacterized. The transcript has a single exon. Gene Ontology annotation, molecular function: transmembrane monodehydroascorbate reductase activity. The coding region runs from base 1 to 669 and encodes 222 amino acids. NCBI's taxonomy places the organism in Eukaryota, Metazoa, Arthropoda, Insecta, Diptera, Drosophilidae. The record is from RefSeq and is a predicted model, not a curated record.
AUGAGCGAUGAAAAGUCCAAACCAACGUCAGUGCUGCAGCAUAUAGAAUCGGCGCUAUAUGUGAUCAACCAGCUGUGCAUAGGAUUCGUCACCAUUUGGGUCAGCUGGACCUGUUUGCGCCAGGACCUCUCGGGAAUUCGCCUGCAUGCCUGGCUGGUUACCUUCGGAUUUGUGUUCCUAAUGGCCGAGGGAAUGAUGUGCUUCUACGACGGUAGUUGGCUAACGGUGCGUUACUCCCGAAAGUACAAGACUGCCUUUCACGUGGUCCUUCAGAUCCUGGGGGGCGGCAUGGGCAUGGCCGGCUGUUUGAUCCAACUAAUACGUGACGAUUGGGCAAUCAGCGUCACGUUGCAUGCACGCCUGGGUUUCGCCGCCUUCAUCCUGUGCCUGAUCUCAUUGCUGAGUGGACUUGUCGCCUUCCUGGCGAGAUGCCUGAGCAGGACCAUCUCACCUUUGGUCAACAAGACCUUCCACGUGGUCCUCAGCUUUGCCGCCUUCGUCAUCGCCAUGAUGGCGCAGUUUUACGGAUACACGCAGACUGGAAUUUUCAGGGGCCAAGGCCAGGAUUUCGUUGUUCUCAUGCAGGUCGUCACUAUGGUCCUAAUGGUCCUAACCAGCAUUGGCGCCAUUACGUCCCUGUACCAGAAACUUGGUAGCUUGGCCAGUUAAA